CUAAACCAAACCUCGAACAGUGUUGGUACCCUAUCGAGUCAAAGGGUCGCGACGAAGGCCGACCGCCCCCGAUGCGCCAACUCCGCAAGUGGAAGAUGACAACGUUCUUCAUCUGCCUGCACUUUGCGCUCCAACUUUUCCUGCCUUACUCACACGGCAUCACCAAGGGUUACAACACCUGGACGGAAGGAAGCUACGGCUACUCCUGGGACAUGAUGGUCCACAACUGGCGGCCCAUUCACAUCAAGACUGUGCUCUACGAUAACAGCACCGGCAAGGCGCACUUUCUGAACCCCGAGCAAUUCACUACCUCCACAAGAUGGUACCACCAGGCAGAUAUGGUAGUUCAAUUCGCACAUUGUGUGCGGGACAGAGUCCGCCAGGAGUUUGGAAUGAAGAACGUGGAGUUCUACAUCGACGUCUGGAUGUCGCUGAACGGACGGUUCGCUCAAAGAAUGUACGAUCCUACAAUUAACAUCCUCGAGCAGCCCUGGUCGCCCUUCUCAGGGGUUCCCUGGGUACUCCCAGUGUUAACCAGUCUCAAUGACUGGAGGAGCAACCUAGAGAAAAUUCGAAAUGAGGUGUUCAAUACGUCAGUUAUGGCUGAUGUCGAGUUCAUCGCAGAUUUUCCAGCAAGAGAACAUGAAGGCCAACUGUUGGAACCAUAUCAUGUUCGUCACAAAAAGGAAAUCAUAAGCAUGCGACACUUGAUACAGUACAUCGAAAACUGGAAAAUCAGGUGA
This is a messenger RNA of Ixodes scapularis (black-legged tick), 743 nucleotides long. Its product is annotated as vitamin K-dependent gamma-carboxylase. Bases 72 to 743 code for a protein of 223 amino acids. Gene Ontology annotation, biological process: peptidyl-glutamic acid carboxylation. The transcript has 5 exons. The record is from RefSeq and is a predicted model, not a curated record. NCBI's taxonomy places the organism in Eukaryota, Metazoa, Arthropoda, Arachnida, Ixodida, Ixodidae. Gene Ontology annotation, molecular function: vitamin binding; gamma-glutamyl carboxylase activity.